Molecule: messenger RNA, 6106 nt
Organism: Fukomys damarensis (Damara mole-rat)
Lineage: Eukaryota; Metazoa; Chordata; Mammalia; Rodentia; Bathyergidae
Gene: Prpf40a
Product: pre-mRNA processing factor 40 homolog A
Exons: 26
Coding region: 89-3199 (1036 amino acids)
Biological process (GO): mRNA cis splicing, via spliceosome
Cellular component (GO): U2-type prespliceosome; U1 snRNP
Molecular function (GO): protein binding; RNA binding
Source: RefSeq, a predicted model, not a curated record
GGGACCCGGUAGUCUUCCCUCCCCUAGGGAAGUUGAUGGAGUUUUCUCGGCGGAAGACUUGGCGCAGAAACUUCCUCAGUCCCCCUCCAUGCAGGCGACGCCAAGUGAGGCUGAGGCCGGGGACGAAUCACCGCAGAGCUGUGUGUCGACGGCGCACGCUGAGUGGACAGUGGGGAAGCCUGUCAGCUUGUUAGCCCCGCUGAUCCCGCCCUGUAUCUCAGGGCAGCCUUUAACCUUUAGCCCCAGCGGGCGCCAGCCACUCAGAUCGCUUCUUGUUGGUAUGUGUAGCGGCAGUGGCCGCCGGCGGAGCAGUCUGAGCCCGACGAUGAGGCCGGGGACGGGAGCCGAACGUGGAGGCCUCAUGGUGAGUGAAAUGGAGAGCCAACCUCCCUCGCGGGGUCCCGGGGACGGGGAGCGGAGAUUGUCCGGCUCAAGCCUCUGCUCCAGCUCUUGGGUCUCUGCUGACGGCUUCCUGAGGAGACGGCCCUCGAUGGGGCACCCUGGCAUGCAUUAUGCACCAAUGGGAAUGCACCCUAUGGGUCAGAGAGCAAAUAUGCCUCCUGUACCUCAUGGAAUGAUGCCACAAAUGAUGCCCCCUAUGGGAGGGCCACCAAUGGGACAAAUGCCUGGAAUGAUGUCUUCAGUAAUGCCUGGAAUGAUGAUGUCUCAUAUGUCUCAGGCUUCCAUGCAACCUGCCUUACCGCCAGGAGUAAAUAGUAUGGAUGUAGCAGCAGGUGCAGCAUCUGGUGCAAAGUCAAUGUGGACUGAACAUAAAUCACCUGAUGGAAGGACUUAUUACUAUAAUACUGAAACAAAACAGUCCACCUGGGAGAAACCAGAUGAUCUUAAAACACCUGCUGAGCAACUGUUAUCUAAAUGUCCUUGGAAGGAAUAUAAAUCUGACUCUGGAAAGCCUUAUUAUUACAAUUCUCAAACAAAAGAAUCCCGCUGGGCCAAACCUAAAGAACUUGAGGAUCUUGAAGGAUACCAGAAUACCAUUGUUGCUGGAGGUCUUAUUACAAAAUCAAACCUGCAUGCCAUGAUCAAAGCUGAAGAAAGCAGCAAACAAGAAGAUUGCAGCACAUCAACAGCCCCAGUUCCUACAACAGAAAUUCCUACCACUAUGACCACCAUGGCUGCUGCAGAAGCAGCAGCUGCUGUUGUUGCAGCUGCAGCUGCUGCUGCUGCAGCAGCUGCAGCAGCCAAUGCCAAUGCUUCUACUUCUACUAAUACUGUCGGAACUGUUCCAGUUGUUUCUGAGCCUGAAGUUACUUCCAUUGUUGCUACCGUUGUAGAUAAUGAAAAUACAGUAACUAUAUCAACUGAAGAACAAGCACAACUUACUAAUACCACUGCUAUUCAGGAUCUAAGUGUUGAAGUAUCUAGUAAUGCAGAAGAAACAUCAAAGCAGGAAACUGUAGCCGAUUUUACUCCCAAAAAAGAAGAGGAAGAGAACCAACCAACAAAAAAAACAUACACUUGGAAUACAAAGGAAGAGGCAAAGCAGGCAUUCAAAGAAUUAUUGAAAGAAAAGCGGGUACCAUCCAAUGCUUCAUGGGAGCAAGCUAUGAAAAUGAUCAUUAACGAUCCACGAUACAGUGCUUUAGCAAAGUUGAGUGAGAAAAAGCAGGCCUUUAAUGCCUAUAAAGUCCAGACAGAGAAAGAAGAAAAAGAAGAAGCAAGAUCAAAAUACAAAGAAGCUAAGGAAUCCUUUCAGCGUUUUCUUGAAAAUCAUGAGAAAAUGACUUCUACAACCAGAUAUAAAAAAGCAGAGCAAAUGUUUGGAGAGUUGGAAGUCUGGAAUGCAAUAUCAGAACGUGAUCGUCUUGAAAUCUAUGAAGAUGUUUUAUUCUUUCUGUCAAAAAAAGAAAAGGAGCAAGCAAAGCAGUUGCGAAAGAGAAAUUGGGAAGCCUUAAAAAAUAUACUUGAUAAUAUGGCUAACGUAACAUACUCUACCACUUGGUCUGAGGCCCAGCAGUAUCUGAUGGAUAAUCCAACUUUUGCAGAAGAUGAAGAGUUACAGAACAUGGAUAAAGAAGAUGCAUUAAUUUGCUUUGAAGAGCAUAUUCGGGCCUUAGAAAAGGAGGAGGAAGAAGAAAAACAGAAGAGUUUGCUGAGAGAAAGGAGACGGCAGCGUAAAAAUAGAGAGUCUUUUCAGAUAUUUUUAGAUGAACUGCAUGAACAUGGACAACUACAUUCUAUGUCAUCUUGGAUGGAAUUGUAUCCAACCAUUAGUUCUGACAUUAGAUUCACUAAUAUGCUUGGUCAGCCUGUUUUUUCAUUAGGAUCAACUGCACUUGAUCUUUUCAAGUUUUAUGUUGAGGAUCUUAAAGCACGUUAUCAUGAUGAAAAAAAGAUAAUAAAGGACAUUCUAAAGGAUAAAGGAUUUGUAGUUGAAGUAAAUACUACAUUCGAAGAUUUUGUGGCAAUAAUUAGUUCAACUAAAAGAUCAACUACCUUGGAUGCUGGAAAUAUCAAGUUGGCUUUCAAUAGUUUACUGGAAAAGGCAGAAGCCCGUGAACGUGAAAGAGAAAAAGAGGAGGCUCGGAAAAUGAAACGAAAAGAAUCUGCGUUUAAGAGCAUGUUGAAACAAGCUGCCCCCCCCAUAGAGUUGGAUGCCGUCUGGGAAGAUAUCCGGGAGAGAUUUGUAAAAGAACCAGCAUUUGAGGACAUAACUCUAGAGUCUGAAAGAAAAAGAAUAUUUAAAGAUUUUAUGCAUGUCCUUGAGCAUGAGUGUCAGCAUCAUCAUUCAAAGAAUAAGAAACAUUCUAAGAAAUCUAAGAAACAUCAUAGAAAACGUUCCCGCUCUCGAUCGGGAUCAGAUUCAGAUGAUGAUGACAGCCAUUCAAAGAAAAAAAGACAGCGAUCAGAGUCCCGUUCUGCUUCAGAACAUUCUUCUAGUGCUGAAUCUGAGAGAAGUUAUAAAAAAUCAAAAAAGCAUAAGAAGAAAAGCAAGAAGAGGAGGCAUAAAUCUGACUCUCCUGAAUCAGAUGCUGAGCGAGAAAAGGAUAAAAAAGAAAAAGAUCGGGAAAAUGAAAAGGACAGAAGUAGACAGAGAUCAGAAUCAAAACACAAAUCACCUAAGAAGAAGACUGGGAAGGAUUCCGGUAAUUGGGAUACUUCUGGCAGUGAACUGAGUGAAGGGGAAUUAGAAAAGCGGAGAAGAACCCUUUUGGAACAACUGGACGAUGAUCAAUAAAUUAUACCAAAUACAUGUUUACAGUAUGAUUUAAAAUCUAAUUCAGAACAGGGACUCUAUUUUAAGUUCAUUUUAAGUAACACUGGGUUUUAAUUGUAUCAGAAGAAAAAAGUACAUUUAAGUAUUGUUAUUGUGGACUUUAUAAAAGCAAAGGAAGUUAAAAAUAACUUUUGAUUCUGUAUCAAGAAUCAUAUUUUCCUACAGUCAUAACUGUCUGUGACCCUUUCAUAGGGCACUGCAGGAUGGAUUAAAGGUGGCAAUUUACUGAUAACUGCAGAUGUCUCUACUUUGUUCUGAAAUCUAAGUCAUGAGGUGAUUUACUUUGUAGAAGUUGGAUUUUAAAGAUAUAAUAAAAAAUUUUUGAUAAUACAGUAGUACAAAAAAAGCACCAGCAUCCAAUAAAACUGCUUUUUUGUGCACUACCCAACUGGUUAAAGCCAAUGUGAUCAUUUAUGGUGAGCUCCUGAAAAGUAGGUGUUUUUGAUGGAAAUUUGGUGUAGACCUUUAACUGUAGUAGUGCUAAUAUGCACUAUUAUAAUAAAGCCACCAUUAUUUUUUAUGAAACAUCUGAAUACAUUUUAAAAAGUCUAUUAGGAGGGCAUUAUUUUGAGCAUCUAUUUUGAGGUGAUGUUUAAAAAAGUUAACAUCAAAUCAAAUUGUAAAUUAGUUUAAAUCUGUUGCCUUAAGGACCUACUAAAGAAUGUGCCACCACAUUUUAAAGUGAUAGUUGCAAUAUACUCAGAAUCCUUGUCUAAAAAAAGAAAAAUCAAUGUGGGCUUAAACAUUUUCUUUAACAGCUGUCUUUUUUUUUAAUCCAAUUUUUCUCUUGCUUUUUUUCAUUGAGGAGGUCUUUUACCUUCCCUUCUCACUGAAGUAUUCACUCCGUGGUACACAUUCUAAAGCAUUUCUGAUUUGAAUAUUUUUGUACAUUUUUAUCAAUUAUUAAACCUUCUCUUCUAGUGUGUACUAGUAUUUAUUUCUACUUAACACUGCUCAGCUCUAAAUUGUAUCAUUUCAAAGAUACUACAUUCCUGAAAUUUUGUUUAAUCUUACCCAGAAGUUUAUUUUCCCUUUUUAAUAUCUGAAAAUAUUAUAAAUCAGUGAAUUUGAGGUCCCUAGUUUUGUUUUUCGCCUAUAAAUUUCCUGGAAUAUUUUAGAGAGGCAGUGGUUUGAAGAUACUCUUUACAUACUAACUUUUGAAGGUUGAUAAUGUAAUUUAUACUAUUUUCCUUCAGUGCAGGAGAUGUUUUUAAGUAAACUUUAGCACCUAGUCUUUUUGAUAUGAUCUUAGCUAUUAUGUUUUUUUAAUUUGAACACUUUCAGAGAUCCUAUUUCAAGAUGAGAUUUGGAAGAAAAGGAAGUUUUGCCCUUACCAUCUUAUUGAGUUUGAAAAUGGGACUGACCAGGACACCAGGGACAACUGUUUUCCCAUCCUGCCCCAUAUUUUAAUUGUGUGUCCACUAAAGAUUCAAAAUGGGGUGAGGUCCUUUUUCUACUGUUAAAUAUGAUUUUGUAGAAAGUGAGACUCAUUAGCUUUGAGAAAAUUUGAACACUGCUUGAAGCUAGCCUCCUAUUGUAUAUUAGUUCAAAACACCUAAUACCUUUGGCAACAAAUUGGCUAGACUUAAGUUUUAAAGGUCCCACUUUAAAGAUAGCUAAGAUUGCUAAUUAUGUCAUUGACUUCGAAGUCAGUGGUAAAAUCUUUAAAACUUGCAUAUGAUAUUGGGAGAUAAACUAGUGAUGUUUCACAGGAGACUUUAGAAUCUCUAAAACAUUGUUUUCAUUACUUCCAUAAAUGAUAACUUUUAAAGUACAACUUUAAAGUUUUUUAUUUUUCUAUUUAAAUAAAAAGCUUACUGGUGUUUUACCAUGUCCUCAAAAUAGGUUUCUGUAUUUCUUAAAAUCUUACAAUAUCCUCAGAUCCCUUUUAAGGCAACUGAAAUCCAUGUAUCCCUGAAGUUCACCCAUGCAAAAAAUUUGACCUAAAAGUGAACAAAUGGCAACUCUUUAAAAAAAAAGUGCUAAAUGAAGUGACUAAUCCUUGUCUACUUCUAAUCCCAUCAAAUGGAUUUUAGCUAAGAGAAAGAUCUGAAAACGAGAUGGGAAGAUUUUAUUCUCAGUGACUAUUUUUAACCUGUAAUUAUGUUUUUACAUGUUCAGGUUGAUAAAUGCUGAAAUAUCAAAUUGAACAAAUAAUUAAGCAGAGCAUUUUAUUCUCAGAGUAAUUUAUAAUUUUCAGAAGACUGAGACUGUUAAAAUGUGGGUAUAUCUUUACUCGGUGUCACUAACAUUAAUUACUGGAUUAUAUUUACUAAUACACUUGAUACCAUAGUCGCAAUCAGAACCUCGGGUAUUUCAAGUUCUUAUUUUCUCAGUCCCUAACUUUUACGCUAGAAAAAUUGAAUGUCCAUGAGAUUAGAUAAUUUAGCCAAUAAAUAAUGGAUAUUUUACGGUUUUCUUGAGUGAAUUUAAAUAAUGUAAUGCCUUCAAAAUAAGAAGUGACCCUAUCACACUUUAUUUCAACUUUGAAGGUUUUUGUUUCCCAGUAAAUUUGGUAGUGAUUAAUUACAGCUAUUUUGUCUUGACUUUUUAAUUACAUCUGACUUUAUACAACUAGAAGAUGAAAAGGGAUUAUCAUAAAACAAGGCAAUCAGUUCAUAGUGGUAGGAUGAAGAAACUAAAAUUGAAAUACCUUCUGUGCAUAUUCCUAGGAAGUACAAUUUAAAACUAUAUAAUCUGUAGUUUUCAUUCAUCUAUAUAAACUUCAAUUAAGCAUUUGUGUAAAUGCUCCUGGUUUUAGUCCAGUACUAAUAGUUAAGUGCUAGGUAGGCACCUACAUUUAUUUGCUUUUGCAUCCUGAAAAGAACAUCUCUUUAUUUUAAAAACAAAAAAAUUUUUAAGCUAGGC